Molecule: messenger RNA, 4385 nt
Organism: Bufo gargarizans (Asiatic toad)
Lineage: Eukaryota; Metazoa; Chordata; Amphibia; Anura; Bufonidae
Gene: MFSD11
Product: major facilitator superfamily domain containing 11
Exons: 14
Coding region: 438-1790 (450 amino acids)
Source: RefSeq, a predicted model, not a curated record
UAGAUCAGCUGAUAGCAGCCCGGCACGGAGAGGUGCGUUACCGCGGCCGAUAACCGCCUCACAGCCCCCUCCGGUCUCCUGUGCGGCAGCAGCAGACACGCCCCGUGUGUGAACACGUCUCUCCUCGCCGCAGGAGCUGCCUGGUGACCGGUGAACUCCAUUUCCCGGCAUGCCCCGCGCGUCUCCGCCUUAGUCAGCUGACUGCACAGAGAAGUGUGGACACAGAUGCAGCCUGCCCGGGUCCGGUGACCGGCUCCAGUUCCUCGUCCGCUGCCCGGGUCCGGUGACCGGCUCCAGUCCCUCGUCCGCUACCCGGCCCGACGGGAAACUACAAGUCCCAGCAUACCCUGCCAGCUGCAGGACAAACAGCUGCUGCUACUACGAGAUUUCAUCUUUUUUUAUUAUUCACUUCCUCAAUCUGAUAAAUCUUGGAAAAAAUGACUCCGGAGCAGAAGAAACUGUUAAACAUCUUCAUCCUGGGCUUUGCCUUUAUGUUUAUGUUCACCGCCUUCCAGACAUGCGGCAACGUAGCGCAAACUGUGAUCUCCAGCCUAAAUACUACCGACUUCCACGGCAGCGGUUAUACCAGCAUGGCCAUUAUCUAUGGCGUGUUCUCGGCCUCCAAUCUGAUAGCUCCGUCCGUGGUGGCAUUGAUCGGUACUCAGUUGUCCAUGUUCCUGGGCGGGAUAUUUUACAGUGCUUAUAUCGCCAUGUUCAUCCAGCCGUACACUUGGUCGUUUUACACGUUGUCUGUUUUAAUUGGGAUUGCCGCUGCCGUUCUUUGGACUGCGCAGGGGACGUGUUUGACUGUGAAUUCUGAUGACAAGUCCAUUGGCAGGAACAGUGGCAUUUUCUGGGCACUGCUGCAGUUCAGUAUGCUUUUUGGAAACCUCUAUAUCUACGUUGCUUGGAAAGGAGAGAUCAUUAUAUCAGAAAGAGACCGCCGGACGGUAUUCAUCGCUCUGACUGUGAUCAGCCUAGUCGGGACAGUCCUGUUUUUUCUAAUCAGAACGCCAAAGCCGAAUGUAUCGCAUCUGAACGAAGAGGAUGAUGGAGGCUCCGAUGUCCUGGAAGGAAGCUCGUUUUCACAAAGCUAUAUGAAUAAAGCCCUGGAUGCCUUCACAAAGUCCAUGAGGCUGUCUAUAAGCAAAGAAAUGUUGCUGCUGAGCGUAUCAAUGGCAUAUACAGGUUUUGAGCUCACCUUUUAUUCAGGUGUCUUUGGCACAUGCAUAGGAUCCAUCAACUCGUUUGGAGCCGAUGCCAAGAGCCUCAUUGGACUAUCGGGAAUAUUUGUUGGACUCGGAGAGGUUUUAGGUGGAGCAGUCUUCGGAUUGCUCAGUAAGAACAGUCGUUUUGGAAGAAAUCCAGUGUUUCUCCUGGGCCUUGUGGUCCAUUUUUUGGCCUUUUACCUGAUAUUCCUCAGCGUUCCAAAUGAUGCCCCUGUUGCCUCCCGUGAUGGAACAUACAGUCGUGCUUUUGUAGACCCAAGCAAAGCCCUGGCCAUGUUCUGCAGCUUUCUGCUGGGCUUAGGAGAUAGCUGUUUCAACACCCAGCUCCUCAGCAUCUUGGGGACCUUGUAUGCAGACGACAGUGCACCUGCUUUUGCAAUCUUCAAAUUUGUACAGUCCAUCAGCGCAGCUGUCGCCUUCUUCUACAGCAACUACCUCCUCCUGCAGUGGCAGCUGUUAGUCAUGGUGAUCUUUGGAUUCUUUGGCACCAUCUCCUUUUUCUUCGUGGAAUGGGCAGUGGUCAGUUUGGACCCUCAGGAGACUCGCUAUGGCAGCAUUUGAUGAUGAGAUUCCGGUUCCACAGCCGCUGUUUCAGAAGGUGCCAGAGGUUAUGAUUCGAAACACUGAGAUCUGCGCUGGCCGCAGGGCAUUCCCUGGAGCCGGUGUGAAAUUUGGGACAACUUGACCACAAUGCACUUUCUCCCAAGUGACAUUUGGGGCAAAUAAAAGGCGGUGCUUGUUAGACACUGCCAGGACAAUAGCUGCUAAAUUCCUUGGCUCGCUGUCUUCUGCACUAAUUACAGUUGCAUGACAAUUACAGGAUCUGGACGGUUCACUAGACAUGCUGAUUACAAUUCUCUAGCCGCUGAAUGCGAUUCACUUCUUCACACUCCUAGCGCUUUUAUGUUGUGCCGUUUUAGGUUUUUUUUUUUUUAGGUUUUUUUUUUUUUAGGUUUUUUUUCUGGUUGCGGUUUUUAAGAAUUACACCUAAAGUUUCUACUGUGGGGAUCAUAAUGGGUCUACAAGUCACUAGUGACAAAUGUCAACUAUUGUGCACAGAAAUCAUUGCUGGUUUUACAUUUUUCAUGGUGCCCUAUGAGCAUUGCUACAUAAACGCUCAUCACCUUUUAAAGAGCAUUUUACUCCUUCACUUGUCCUCUGACCCCUGAAAAAUGCUAUGGCAUAUAAAUAUAGGGGGCUGAAAGGUUGCCUUCUGCAGCCUGAGGGGGGCCCUACUGCCACAUGGUAUCAAAAAGUGCUCAAGGUACAUUCUGGACUUGCCACACUUUUGCAGCAUAUGGCAUUUUGACCCAUCCACAUUUUACUAUGGAAAAUCAAGCAUGUCACUUGUGUCUGAUUUUUUAUUUUUUUUCUUUAUUUUUCUUUUUUAUAUUUUUUGCUAAUUUUUCACGGCUUAUUUCACCCCCAUCUCUGCGAGAUCCACAGAGGAAAAAUCCUGACACGUGUGUGUGCACCUGACAGAUUGCAUUUUGUUGAGGAGCUUCAGUUUACACCUCUGCAUUUUUAAAGGGUCCCUGAGCUUUCUAAAACUUUUGAUAUGUCAUAUCAAAGGUUUUGAUCGGUGGGGGGUUUGAUUCUGAGACCCCCACCGAUCGCUAGAAAGAGGAGAGCGAAGCGCUCGCAUAGCUCUCUGUUGCUGCAAGAAAUGGGCUAAAAUUCUUGUAUGCUUUGUGAGGACUUCUCUCUCUCUCUCCUCGUUCUAGCGAUCGGUGGGCGUCUCGUCACUCGGACCCCCACCGAUCAAAACCUUUUGACAUAUUUAUUAUGACAUAUCAAAAGUUUUUGAAGGCUCAGUGAACCUUUAAAAAUGCAGAGGUGUAAACUGAAGCUCCUCGGCCCAAUGCAAAAUAGGUUAGGUCCACACACAGGCCAGAAUUGUCUUUUGUGGAUCUCGCAACAGAUCUGUAUAAAUUGAAGGGGUGAACCUGGGAAAUCUGAGUGACGACUCAUGUCGGAGCUGUAAUACAUUGGUUAUCACUUGUGUUUCCCAGAAUCGUCGAUGACUGAAGUGAAUGAUUAUCAACUUGAUGGACGAGGACAUAUAAGAUCCAUAUUUACUGGUGUUAUUUUAUAUGUAAAUGUUCUUUAAAGGAGCACUCCAAGCAAAGCAGUGUGUAAUGCCUAAUACAGUGCCUAGGGGGAAGAGUGCAUUCUUAGGACACCACAGGAAGUCAUGCCCUGCCCCUCGCUCAGGCCGGCACUAGGCAUUACCCUUUGGGGCAGACACUAAUCCUGUCCAAAAGGUAGAUGCCAUAAACAUAGACAGACUGUCUAGAGCCGUGCCAGAUUUAUAGCGGUGACUCAGGCCAGAUGAUAAAUUUGCUGUGUGACAAGACACUGUUGUAUGACUUUGCGUUACCUGUUGGCUUACUUUGUGCCAAUAUUUUGCCAAAUGUAGUUGCAUCUUAAGCCACAACCCAUUUGUCAAGCUGGACACCUGAAAAUGGUGCGGUGGUUUAUUCUUUUAGGUGCAUUUGCUUCAUAACUAGGUCUUGAACUUUACAUUAUUUUGCAAAUUUUAGGGCAUUUUACAACAAGAUCUUGGCUUAGUCACAUUCUUAAAUUUUCCCCGCUUUGCCUCGAGCGUUCCUUAAAAAUUUUCAUUUUUAGACAUAGUACAUUAUUAGUGAUGGUAGCCCACAGGUUCAGUCUUAUGUAUGCACUCAGGUCUUUUUAAACUGAAGAGGUUUUCACAUUGUUUCCAUAGUUGAGCUGUGGGUGACUCCAGGCUCCGGUGGUCGGUGGCAUGGUGACAACAGUAGGCACAGCAGAAAAAGUAGAAUUUUUUUUUCUGUUCCUUCUCCAGCCAUGUUACAAUUGUUUUGCUCUCGCCUAUAUUCCUUGCUGGAGGCGGUUCUUUUGAAAGCCACGUCAGAUCCAUGACAUUGCUUAUCUCCCAUCCGUGCCAUGGGCAAAAUAUAGAAAACCGCUCAACACCUGAGGAGAUAAAUCGUGAUGCUCUUGAAGCUAAAGCCAUCAUCUCCGGGACGUGACAGGGAAGAGAUACUGGUAAUAGCUAUUGAUACCAUCUACAGAUGAAUUAUGUAUGAAUCUGGAUUCAAUCAGAUUCUCCUCUGACAUCUUGAUCACAAUUGGAAAAAAAAUUAAAAGAUAUUUUUAUUUACUGGGAAGAAA